Macrobrachium nipponense is the source of this 2133-nucleotide messenger RNA. RefSeq names its product homeobox protein orthopedia-like. The record is from RefSeq and is a predicted model, not a curated record. Gene Ontology annotation, biological process: regulation of transcription by RNA polymerase II. Gene Ontology annotation, molecular function: RNA polymerase II transcription regulatory region sequence-specific DNA binding; DNA-binding transcription factor activity, RNA polymerase II-specific. Lineage: Eukaryota; Metazoa; Arthropoda; Malacostraca; Decapoda; Palaemonidae.
UGCGAGUGUUGGUUGCCGCCGUAUAGUCGCCGCCGUCGCCGCUCUCGCUGUCAAAAAAAAAAAAAAAAAAAAAGUCUGUUCAUGAUGGCUGUGCCGUCGCCUCGCAGCACGUUUCUGUGAAACAGACCCGAACAGGAGAGGUUUUAUUUUUUUUUCUAAACUGGAUUCCAGAACGGACGCGACCUUCCAGAAUAUUUCCUUAGUCUCAUCCCAGGAAAACUGAACCCCGGCGAAGAAGAAGUCGUUGUGUUUCACUGGAUUAUCGAGGUGUUAUUUCCUGUUUGUUUAUUUCGUUUCGUUUUUUCCCACGACUUUUUUUUUAUUCAUAUCCGCGACAGUGUUUCCCGGGACUGAAUACUUUCCUCGAAGUGGUACUAUGGCCCUGACCACAGCAGAAUUAGGGGAAGUCACGCCCCUGCCUCUGACCGUGUCCUCGGGACAAACGGCCGUCGAUCUGGAGCCUCACCACCGGGCGUCCUUCGAGGGCAAGACUCACCACCACCACAAUCACCACCACCAUCACCACAAUCACCACCAUCACCAGAGAGACUUUGACACCAGCUCCUUCGGGAGCGACAGCAAGUACUACCACAGCAGCAGCAGCAGCAGGGAAGGGAGCCCCCACGAAGCCAAGUACUCCCUGGAGGGCUCCAAGUCCCCCGCGGCGGCGGAUCUAGCCGCCGAACUCAAGAGAACCGAGAGCGUGAAGUUCGCCUUCGAGAACUACGAGGCCGGGGGCGGCGCCCUCCUGAGAGGGGGGCCAGGGGGUGUCGUCGUCGGGCCUGGGUCCUUGACUUCGACGAACUGCCCUUCGCACACCAUAGACGCCAUAUUGGGUCUCCGGAAUAGCAGUGCCCUGAAGAGCGCCGCCCCUUCUUCUUCCCCUCCGCCCUUAGCGCAUCUGCCGGGUCUGAACAACAACACCUCGACGGCCAAUAUGAACGUGUCGUCGGCGGCGCCUUCGCCCACCAACAGCAGCGGGAGCGGAGGAGGUGGAGGAGGAGGAGGAGGAGGAGGAGGUCGGCAUAGUGGAGGAGUAGGCGUCGUCGGCGGAUGUCGGGAAGAUGGUGGCGCCGAUACCGACGACUCAAGCGGCGCCAUACACGCAGAUUCUAUAGGUAGGGGAGGAGGAGGUGGUGGUGGUAGUGGUGGUGGAGGAGGAACAGACUCCUCGGGGAACUCGCAGGACCUGAACGGCGACGCCAAGAAGAAGCACCGGAGGAACAGGACCACCUUCACCACCUACCAACUCCACGAGCUGGAGCGCGCCUUUUUCGAGAAAAGCCACUACCCGGACGUUUACUCCAGAGAGGAGCUCGCCCUCAAGGUCAACCUCCCCGAGGUCAGAGUUCAGGUGUGGUUCCAGAACCGCAGAGCCAAAUGGCGCCGUCAGGAGAAGAUGGAGCAGGCCCAACUGCGCCUUCACGAGCAAUCCCUGGCCUCCUACACCGACCCAGCCGGACCCCCUGGCCCCCUGGACCACUUCUUCCCCUCUCCUCCCGGGCUCCCGGGCCUGCAGGGCACCAUGCCCUCCAUCCACAGCGCCCUGCCGACCAUGGGCGGCAGCGUCCCGUCCCUGCCCGGCUUCCUGACCCAUCCCCACGGACCCUACCCUUCGUACCUGACGCCCCCGACGUCCUCCGCCAUGAGCGUCGGCCCCCCGCCCCCUCCGACCAUAUCGGGGCCGUCCACCCCCGCCGCUUUCACGACCCCCCCUCUGCCCAUGUCUCCGCCCUUGCCCACGCCCCUCCAGGAGCGGUCCUCUUCAUCUCCCCCCCUGGGGGGUCCCGAAGACGACCUGAGGUCGUCUUCCAUCGUGGCUCUGAGGCUCCGAGCCAAGGAACACCUCGAAAGCCUCGUGAAGACCUCGGCUCUGGUCUGAGUCGGUGUUGUUUGCCCUCGCGUCGAUGCUCUCAGGUCAAGGGUCAAGGUCGUUCAAGGUCACGGCGGUGUCAAGGGUCAUAGGUCAGUUCCGGUUGGAGAUGGGGGGAGGGGAGGGGGGUUGGAUCACUUAGGAACCUUUUUGUAUGAGAUCGUAUUACCUAAUCUCUAUAAAUAUACAUAUACGUGUGCUUGUACCCGUGAUUAUGUGUAAAUAUAUGACAUGUAUACAUGCACGCAUAUGCAAAUGCA